This is a messenger RNA of Zalophus californianus (California sea lion), 5328 nucleotides long. RefSeq names its product zinc finger protein 420. The transcript is spliced from 8 exons. The coding region runs from base 554 to 4060 and encodes 1168 amino acids. Gene Ontology annotation, molecular function: DNA-binding transcription activator activity, RNA polymerase II-specific; RNA polymerase II cis-regulatory region sequence-specific DNA binding. NCBI's taxonomy places the organism in Eukaryota, Metazoa, Chordata, Mammalia, Carnivora, Otariidae. The record is from RefSeq and is a predicted model, not a curated record. Gene Ontology annotation, cellular component: nucleus. Gene Ontology annotation, biological process: regulation of transcription by RNA polymerase II.
GCGGCGGCACUUCCCACAGCCUGCUCCAAGCUGGGGCUGAGGGUUCCCGACCGCCCCGCUCCGAACUCCAGGGCUCCUACGCCACACUACAGGUCCCAGAAGUCCCCGGGGCGGAAAUAAACUUCCGGCUGAAUGCGAGUUGGGCUGCCGGGUGCGCAGCCGGGACUGCGCGGUCGCAGUGAUUCUCCGUAGAGAAUGGAGGAGUCGGGGUGGCGGGCUGGCGCCCGGGGAGGAAUACUCGGGUCGAACGCUUUUUGCGGGGGUCUUUCGUGUUCUGGACUACACUUUCCAGAGGCCUCCGCGAGUGACGUCACUUCCUUCUAAGGUGGUCAGCGCCGUUGUGCUGGAGCGAGCUGCACAGCGCCCCGGCCGGGGAAGCGCGGCCCGUGGGUUUGUUCCGGUCUGGCGGAGCGUGAGCCGGACGCCGGGGAGGCUGAAGGUGACCAGAGACUAAGGGAAGAGCCGCUGUUGGACAACUGAGAGUUUUAUCCAAGGACUGCACUUCUCCAUGAGGAGAAGCCAGAGGAGGACUCAUAAGUUGCAAUUCUAAGCCAUGCCUUGUAGGUUGGUGUUGUUCAAGGAUGUGGCCGUAGACUUCUCUCAGGAGGAGUGGGAGUGCCUGGACUUGGAACAGAAAGAUUUGUACAGAGAUGUGAUGUUGGAAAACUAUAGCAACCUGGUCUCACUGGCAGGAUUUUCCAUUUCUAGAGCAGAUGUGCUUUCCUUAUUGAAGCAAGGGAAAGAGCCCUGGAAGGUUGUGCAGGAUGUGACAAGAAGUCAGAGUUCAGACUGGGAAUCCAGGUGUGAGACCAAAAACCUGUCCUCAAAGAGAGGAAUUUAUGAAAUAGAAUCAUCUCAAUGGGAGAUAAUAGAACAGCUCACAAGACAUAAGUGUGAGUGUAAAAGUUUUCAAGAUGAUAGGGAAUGCAAAGACAAGAUUGAAAGCCAAUUAGGAAAUAAAGAGGGACUUUUCAGGCAACUAUUAAUCACUUGUAAAGAAAUUCCCAAUUUUAGCCAGACCACAUCCCUCACAUUAAAACGAAGAAUUCAUUUUCUGGAGAAAUCCUAUGAAUGUAAAGCAUGCAGAAAAUACUUUAUCCGUGGCUUUCAACUUACAGAACAUCAGAAAGUUCAUUCCAAUGAAAAAUUCUAUGAAUGUAAAGAAUGUGGAAAGGCCUUUAUUUGGGGCUCAGAACUUACUUACCAUCAGAGAGUUCAUGUUAAGAAACCCUAUGAAUGUAAGGAAUGUGGAAAAGCCUUUAUUUGUGCCUCACAGCUUACUUAUCAUCAAAGAAUUCAUACUGGGGAGAAACCUUAUAAAUGUAAAGAGUGUGGGAAGGCCUUUAUUCGUGGCUCUCAUCUUACCCAACAUCAAAGAAUUCAUACUGGUGAAAGACCCUAUGAAUGUAAUGAAUGUGGUAAGGCCUUUUUUCGUGGGUCUCAACUUACUUACCAUCAGAGAGUUCAUACUGCAGAGAAACCCUAUCAAUGUAAAGAAUGUGGAAAGGCCUUUAUUCGUGGCUCCCAACUUACUGAACAUCAGAGAAUUCAUACAGGUGAGAAACCUUAUGAAUGUAAGAAAUGUGGGAAAGCCUUUAGUUACGGCUCACAGCUUACUCUACAUCACAGACUUCAUACUGGUGAAAAACCCUAUAAAUGUAAAGAUUGUGAGAUGUCCUUUAUUCGUGGCUCACAACUUACUGAACAUCAGAGGAUUCAUACAGGUAGGAAACCACAUGAAUGUAAGCAAUGUGGAAAGGCCUUUAACUAUGGCUCACAGCUUAUUCGACAUCAGAGGAUUCAUACUGGUGAGAAACCCUAUGAAUGCCAAGAAUGUGGGAAAUCAUUUAUUCGUGGCUCACAACUUACUGAACAUCAAAAAAUUCACACUGGUGAAAAACCUUUUGAAUGUAAGGAAUGUGGGAAAGCCUUUAUUCGUGGCUCACAUCUUACUCAGCAUCAGAGGAUUCAUACUGGUGAGAAACCCUAUGAAUGUAAAGAGUGUGGGAAGGCCUUUAUUUAUAGCUCACAACUGACUCAACAUCAGAGAAUUCAUACAGGUGAGAAUCCCUGUGAAUGUAAGCAGUGUGGGGAGAUCUUUAUUUGUGCCUCACAGCUUACUCUACAUCAGAUUUCUCAUUCUGGUAGGAAACCAUAUGAAUGUAAGGAAUGUGGUAAGGCUUUUAUUCGUGGCUCACAGCUAACUUACCAUCAGAGAGUUCAUACUGGUGAGAAGCCCUAUGCGUGUAAUGAAUGUGGGAAAGCCUUUAUUCGUGGUUCACAUCUUACCCAGCACCAGAGAAUUCAUACUGGUGAGAAACCAUACAAAUGUCAUGAAUGUGGGAAGGCCUUUAAUCGUGGCUCACAACUUACUCAACAUCGGAGAAUUCAUUCUGGGGAGAAACCCUAUAAAUGUAAGGAAUGUGGGAAGGCUUUUAGACGAGCCUCACACCUAACUCAACAUCAUAGUAUUCAUACUGGUGAAAAACCCUAUGAAUGUAAGCAAUGUGGGAAGGCCUUUAGUCGUGAUUCACAGCUCAUUCUUCAUCAGAGACUCCAUACUGGUGAGAAACCCUAUGCAUGCAAGGAAUGUGGGAAGGCCUUUACUCAGAGCUCACAACUUAUUUUACAUCACAGAAUUCAUACUGGUGAAAAACCGUAUAAAUGUGAAGAAUGCGGGAAAGCCUUUAUUCGUAGCUCACAACUCACCCGACAUCAAAAAGUCCAUACUGGUGAGAAACCUUAUGAAUGUAAAGAAUGUGGGAAGGCCUUUACUCAGAACUCACAACUAACUCUGCACCAGAGACUUCAUACUGGUGAGAAACUCUAUGAAUGUAAAGAAUGUAGAAAGGUCUUUACUCAGCUCUCACAACUUAUUUUGCAUAAGAGAAUUCACACUGGUGAAAAACCUUAUGAAUGUAAGGAAUGUGGGAAAGCUUUUAUUUGUGGCUCACAGCUUUCUCAACAUCAGAAAAUUCACAAUGGGGAAAAGCCAUAUGAAUGUAAGGAAUGUGGAAAGGCCUUUAUUCGUGGCUCUUUGCUUAUGCAACAUCAGAGGAUUCAUACUGGGGAAAAGCCCUAUAAAUGUGAUGAAUGUGGGAAAGCCUUUAUCCGUGGCUCACAACUUACUCAACACCAGAGAAUUCAUACCAAUGAGAAGCCCUAUGAAUGUAAGGAAUGUGGAAAGACCUUUAGUCAUGGCUCACAACUUACUCAACAUCAGAGAAUUCAUACUGGUGAGAAACCCUAUCAAUGUAAGGAAUGUGGAAAGGCUUUUAAUCGUGGCUCACUCCUUACUCGACAUCAAAGGAUUCAUACUGGUGAAAAACCCUAUGAAUGUAAAGAAUGUGGAAAGACGUUUAGUCGUGGCUCAGAACUUACUCAACAUGAGAGGAUUCACACCGGUGAGAAACCCUAUGAAUGUAAGGAAUGUGGGAAGUCUUUUAUUCGUGGCUCACAGCUUACUCAACAUCAGAGAAUUCAUACUGGUGAGAAACCGUAUGAAUGUAAAGAAUGUAGAAUGGCCUUUACUCAGAGUUCACAUCUUUCUCAACAUCAGAGACUUCAUACUGGUGAAAAACCAUAUGUAUGUAAUGAAUGUGGUAAGGCCUUUGCUCGUGGCUUGCUCCUUAUACAGCAUCAGAGAAUUCAUACAGGUGAGAAACCGUAUCAGUGUAAGGAAUGUGGGAAGGCCUUUAUUCGUGGUUCACAACUUACUCAACAUCAGCGAAUUCACACUGGAGAAAAGCCUUAUGAAUGCAAGGAAUGUGGGAAGGCCUUUAGUCAUGGCUCUCAACUUACUUUACAUCAAAGAAUUCAUACUGGUGAGAAGCCCUAUGAAUGCAAAGAAUGCAGAAAAGCAUUUACUCAGAGCUCACAUCUUUCUCGACAUCAGAGAGUUCAUACUGGUGAGAAACCCUAUCAAUGUAAGGAAUGUGGGAAGGCCUUUACUCGUGGUUCACAACUAACUCAACAUCAGAGAAUUCAUAUCAGUGAGAAAUCUUUUGAAUAUAAGGAAUGUGGGAUAGACUUCAGUCAUAGCUCACAAGUUUAUAUAUGAAUUAUCUGAUUCUUUGUGUUUAAGAUAGCCUUCUCUGGUCACUAAUCCAUUAUUAUCAAAGAAUUCCUAAAAUGUGAAUAUGGGAGCAUAUUUGCCUCAUAAAGUUCAGCAUCAGUGAAUUCUAAUGGGGGAAGAUAACUAUUAAUGUAAUCUAUGUAGAAAAACCUAUCAUUACUGAAAACCUAUUAAACUUUAGCAUAUUAUAAUAGAGAAUAAUUCUGUUAAUAUAGUAAAUAUAUUGAGGCCUUUAGCUGUAGAAUAUGUCUUUUUCAACAUUACCCUGUCUCUACCAGCUGCUUUCCUUCAUGACAUUUAUCAUAAUUAACCUCUGCUUUGGUUUAAUCAUUUAUAAGAUAAGCCUAAGAAUAAUACCUUCCUUGUUAAGAUUCUUGGAAGUAUUAUGUGAAACAUUUCAUGUAAAGCUCUUAGAGCAGUGCCUUGAACAUAGCAUAUCACAAGUAUUAGCUAUCAUUACUAGUAUGAUUUUAGAGAAUUUGCAUGAGAAGAGGAAACUUAGGAAUAUAAUGAAUAUUAAGAAAUCUUUCAUUAACACUUGACCCUGACUCUUUGAGUUGGGGGCACUGUAUGCUGUAAUGAAUAUGAGAAAGCUUUCAUUCACAUCUCAUCCCAUAUACUAGAAAAGGAAACUCAUACUGUUGGGGGUGGAAACCCACAAAACAUUGUAGAUUUAAUCAGUGGAUUGUUGAAGAGAGGUGAAGUGAAUUGUAACAAGGUCCAGAAACUCAUAUGUCCUAUCAUUUUUUUACCACAAUUCAAGAAUAUUAUUUAGAAAUGAAUAACAAUGGAUAGCCAAAAUAAAAUUUCCUACUAGGAAAUUUCUAAAAACUUGAAUGUACAGCUUUUGAAUUAAACUAAAAAUAAACCAACAUUACUAUUUUUCAGUGAAACAUGAUGACAGUCUGUCAGGGACCGUUAUUUCCCUACCCAAUAUCCAUUUUUCCUUUAGAAUUCUUGGCUGAAAAAUCAUCUCAGCCCCUCUUGCAGGUCAACAAGAUGAAAGUGGUAUUGUACAUGUAGGACAUUUAAGAGUACCUUUUCUCUCUUUGUAUUUCUUUGUUUCCCUGCCUACAAUGUGGACAUUUAAUUUACAGCUCUGGUGACUUUAUGGAGAAUUUGAGAAUGGUUAUCUGGGUACUAAGGAUGAUGGAGCAGAAAUACAGAAUGAGUCUACACCUGUACUGAUUUUAUGGAACAGUUGUACCAAUUCUGGUCUGCUUGUCUCCUGUAUUUCUUUAUAUAAAAUUAAA